Colletotrichum godetiae is the source of this 2307-nucleotide messenger RNA. Its product is annotated as mitochondrial carrier domain-containing protein. Gene Ontology annotation, biological process: ATP transport; transmembrane transport; ADP transport. The transcript is spliced from 7 exons. The record is from RefSeq and is a predicted model, not a curated record. Gene Ontology annotation, molecular function: ATP transmembrane transporter activity; calcium ion binding. NCBI's taxonomy places the organism in Eukaryota, Fungi, Ascomycota, Sordariomycetes, Glomerellales, Glomerellaceae. The coding region runs from base 1 to 2307 and encodes 768 amino acids.
AUGGGGGUAACAAAUUGGGUUACCGAGCGCCAGAUGGAGGUGGACGAGUCGCAGAGCCAGCGGGAUAAACGGGUUGAGGACCUCUGGAGGCAAUUGGAUCCCCAGGGGACGGGACAUUUGGACUUUAAGGGGUUGCAAAAGGGGUUGAAGAAGAUUGAUCACCCUAUGAAAAAUGCGGACGACAUGUUGCGGAGGAUCAUGACCGUCGUCGACACGAACGACGACGGCGUGAUUCAGUAUGAAGAGUUCCGUUACUUUGUCGAGCAGACAGAGAGACAGCUCAUGCUUCUCUUCCAGUCUAUAGACAAGGACCAUGAUGGGAGACUUGACAAGACUGAACUACAGGAGGCCUUUCGGCGGGCUGGGCUGGUUGUACCGAUGCGCAAGCUCAGCUCCUUUUUUGGCGACAUCGAUAUGAACAAUGAUGGCUAUAUAAGCUUCGAAGAAUGGCGCUGGCAAAGUCCGGAUUUAGCUCAGGGGCCGGCCAUGAUGUUCUCGGUGUGGCUCGGUGUACAAGUAUGGGAAUGCCUUGGUGCUGUUGUCGGGUUGCUCCUUCCUCUUUCUCUUUUUGGAAAAACCUCUCAUUUUCUGCUUGGAAAUGAUUCACUGACAGUACCCGGCACGCGCAGAGAUUUUCUUUUGUUUAUGCCAACACACAAUGGCCACGCCCCUCUGAAGGCCGUGUUGGACUUUUAUUCUUCCAUCGUCACCCUCACUGCUGAAGGUGACUCGAUGGUAUCGGAGGAGACACUUGAAGGUUUAGGUACGACCGGCUUCCUUCUGCAAACCCUCUUUGGAUCCAUUUUGAGGAUCGCAUCCCCUUCGGAUCGUGAGCCCGGCACCACCACCGAGUCUUUUACUGCCGCCAACGCCGUCGACGAAGACGGCCGCCCCGUGGUGAUGGUUGUUCCUUCCCAGGAAGGCGCUGCGUCGCCCGUUCCUACCACAGCUGCGCAGCUUCCCACCUUGUCAAAAUCGCAGCAAAAUCAACAAACUUCACCAGACAGCCUCACUUCUGCCACAGAUUCCGCCCAGCAAACUUCCUCUUCGUCAAAACGAACAACAACAGCCACAUCAGCAACCGCGACUACCGCAACAACGCAGGCCGUGGUACCCAUCACUCCUCCGGGCUUCUCAGGUACCAGCGCCAACAUGAACAAUAUGAACAUGGAGGCAGCGGUGCUGCAGGCGUGCAUCGAGGCCGGAAACGAGAAGCGCACAGGCAUCCUUCGAAGACUCCCCGGCGUCGGCACCUCUCAAGCGAACCAGGUCACAGACAGCAGCUCCGAGCAAGGCUCUAGCUCAGAUGCAACUGUAGCACCCAAGACCAAGAGACUGACUGACUUCGCUCCUGAUCCAGGUUACUUUGUUGCAGGUGCCGUCGCUGGAGGACUGUCGCGGACUGCCACCGCUCCUCUCGACCGUCUCAAGGUCUACCUGCUCGUCAAUACUCGAGCCAGUACCGAGACUGCGGCCUCUGCUUUGAGGCAGGGACGUCUACUCGUUGCUCUGAACAACGCUAUGCGACCCUUCAGUGAUGCCGUCAAGGAUCUCUGGAAGGCAGGCGGCAUGCGCAGUCUUUUUGCAGGCAACGGACUCAAUGUCAUCAAGAUCAUGCCCGAGAGCGCCAUCAAGUUCGGGUCCUAUGAGGCCGCAAAGCGAACCCUUUCUAAGUUCGAGGGACACGACGACCCCAGACAGAUCAGCAGCACCUCGAAAUUCGUGGCGGGCGGUGUGGCUGGCAUGGUUGCCCAGUUCUGUGUUUACCCGCUUGAUACACUCAAGUUCCGGCUCCAGACGUCGACGGUCCAGGGCGGCCUCAGUGGAAAUGCACUUGUCAUCGAUACUGCAAAGAAGAUGUGGCAGGCUGGAGGCAUGCGCAUCGCCUAUCGUGGUGUCACCAUGGGCCUCAUAGGCAUGUUCCCCUACAGUGCUAUUGACAUGGGCACCUUUGAGUUCCUCAAAUCCUCAUACAAGAGAUACAUGGCCAAGUACAAGGGCAUUCACGAGGAGGACGCCAAGCCAGGCAACAUCAUGACUGGUCUCAUAGGAGCGACCAGUGGUGCUUUCGGAGCGUCGGUGGUGUACCCACUCAAUGUCCUCCGCACCCGUCUCCAGACGCAAGGAACAGUCAUGCAUCCUGCAACUUAUACCGGCAUCGUGGAUGUCGCACGGCAGACACUCAAGAAUGAGGGUGUGCGGGGCAUGUACAAGGGACUCACGCCUAACAUGCUCAAGGUUGCUCCGGCACUGAGCAUCACGUGGGUUGUGUAUGAGAACUCCAAGAGAAUUAUGGGUUUGGAGUGA